Exophiala mesophila is the source of this 3243-nucleotide messenger RNA. RefSeq lists its product as uncharacterized. Lineage: Eukaryota; Fungi; Ascomycota; Eurotiomycetes; Chaetothyriales; Herpotrichiellaceae. The transcript has a single exon. The coding region runs from base 1 to 3243 and encodes 1080 amino acids. The record is from RefSeq and is a predicted model, not a curated record.
AUGGGUGGGGAUCCUCAAUCCCCCGACUCCAUCAAUGAAGGGUCUCUUCAUGUUCUGGAGUUAUUUGGUUUCAGUUACACCGUCUUGACCUUCAAGGAGCAAUAUGUAUCCUGGCUCCGGCUCGCCGAACGCGUCAAUGAGCAAAUUCAAGCUACCAGGCUGUUUUCCGCAAGACUUGGGGUAGAUGUCCCCGUCUUCAAGAGAGAAGCCGUCGACAAAGCCCUCGAAGAUACAGAAUCCACUGCUCAGCGUCUGGCAAAUUCCCUGAUACAAUGGAAAACGCCUCUGAGUCUUGUCGACAAAUCUCGACCAUUCCUAGUGCUUCUACCUCAAAACCAAGAAGUUAUCGCCAAUCUCGAGUGCCUCUCCAAUGCCAGCCAAACAUUGGAGCGGGAGAUGGAGUCUUGUAAGUCGCUCAGAGCAAACUCGACCAAGCGGAAACCCGUGAACACCAUCGCUUUGCAAACCGGACCAAUACAGGGCGAAAAGUCCGCAGACCACAGCGACAGCAACUACUCAAUUAAUGAUCUUCCUCCGGUAGAGCCUGGCAAUCCUUUACACCAUAAGAGGAUGUCAAGACUUCGAAGCAGGAGCCAAAGGAAUCUCAUAGCUGAAGAACAACCUUUACCAUACUACCAGUCCGUUGUAGACGGCGCCUCCCAAGCACCAACAUCAGAUCACCAACAGAACUUGUAUGAGCUUCCUGUGGCGGGCAUGCGUUCGCCUUCUAUCAAACCCCAGUUCACCUUGCCAUCUCUUUUCCCAAUGCCGGAGCUCCAAGGGGAUGACGGACUUUUCGAUGUCAAAGGGCGAAUUGAUACUAUUGGACAACUUCGAUAUUCAACCAUUACUCCAGGAAUACAUCAUCUCAAUAAGGCUGACACCACAGGGCAAAGCUCGGCACAAAGGAGGUCGCAACCCGUGACUUUGCCAGUUGCUGAUGUCGCGGCAAACUCAGCAAAAUCGCUUCAGUCACCUCCCAACUCUGAUACGUUACUCAUAUCAAAUCCAAGCAAUAAUAAUGCCCAUCACAACAAAGGUUAUCCUUCAGUGUCCACAUCGCAGGUAGCUGUCGCCAAACCUGGUAAAAAUCUAAGAACAUCCACGAUAUCAACAGGCAGCCUCGGCUCCCCAAUGCCGCCUAUUCAAGAGGGGGAACCGGUCUCCAAUUCAAUGAUAGCAGACUCGAAAGUAUGCUCACAGAAUCCCCCUACCAGCGAAAUCGAAGCAAUAUCAAAUCUGUCCUCGGAAGCGCGGCCUGCCGCUCGACCAGAGCCGACUGGAAACUUACCGCACAUUGACUCGACACCCACAAAUCUUCCACAAUUAGUCGAUGUUGCCUCCAAUUCUACGUCGACGGUGCUUGAGCAGCAAAUGAAGACCCUUCCUUCAUCCGAGGAUCCUCGCACGGAAACUGCUGCUCGCCAGAAUCUAUCACAGCCGAGCCCAAAUGGAUCUCCAUCGCCAUCUCUGACAAGACGAUCCCUCCCUAUUAGCACCGCCCCUAUUUUUCAGUAUCCUUUUACCACCGCCAAGUCCUUUAUCAUUGAAUCACCAACAGCCACCGAUGGGCCCUCCUACUGGGAGAAGGAUCAGCUACCUGCACACCGACCCUCAACUUCAGACCUCCUCAGCAAGCCUGACGUCGGAAGGUCGAAACAAGUUCCAGACUCGACUGGAUCAAGUUCAAACCAUAACGAUGCCCCCAAACUACCGCCGACAGAUGUAACGUAUGAACGAGCAAACAGCCUUCCAGGAAUGAGUCACACUAUGAUUGGUAUCAACGCCAACGACCCUUCCAGCACUGAUAAAACGGAACCAUCAAAAGCUCCCCACGAGAUGUUCCAACAGCGGCACACCUUUCCAUCGCAAGCCCAGACAGCUACAACCUUGCAGCAAUUGCAGCACUUGCAGCACCGGCGACCGAUAUCACGAUAUCGUGACCAUGUGGCUGAAGUUGUUGAAGUCCCCACAAAGGGAAAGGAACCGAUGCGUAACUCGAUUGGAUCGCCUAACGAGCACUCGCAGUCUGAUCUACCCCCACAAAGGAUACGACCUCCGUACCCAGUGACCCCGGUGCAAAGCCCUUCCGAGAUUGUUGCAAAGCUGCUGCCGGCAACAAAACCAACAAGUCAACAGGAGGAAUAUCAUCGAAAGGUUACGCAGCAAACCCUUGCAACCGCUGUUGCUUCAAUUUCGGCAGGUACAACUCGAAACAGCCAUCAACAGAAUUCGAAUGUAGCAGCGACAAGACUCUCUAUAGAAAGAGCAGCCUCUGAAGUGCUGUCGCAUGGCCCGUACACAGCCUAUUCUCCACCGCCAGCAGACGUUCAAGCGGCGACACGACCAAUGUCAGCCCCGACAAUAGAACAUUACAAAGCAUACUCUACCUCGGAAACGCCUUUUUCAGGUUCAAAUAAAGCCGGCCCAUCAAUCACAAAUGCAGCAAAUACUAGUAUCAGUCCAGCUCUAGAGGAUGGUUUGAUUCCGAUUCCACCCGCUAUAGAAAUCGCAGAAGUGGUACGGAUUCAAGCGCCUCGAAUGAUGCAUAUCUCGCCCACAGACAUAUCCAGCUCAGCCCGAUCGCCAGUCAAGCAACAAUCUCCUCAUGGGGACACGAAAGAUGUUGACAACAACAAGGCCUUAAGGCCUAUGUCUCCUGCUGGACUUGAGCAUCAUGUUGUUCCAAUGGUUACUCCUACAGCAGUGUCUCCUCCCAUUCCUCCGAAGAUCCCGCAUCCACAGUCUCCUGUAGGCAAGAUUUCAGUCCAAUUCGACCAAGACCAUGACCAUGUUCAGGCGUCUUCGAGCUCGGGGCAUGUUGCUCAGCAACAUGACUUGGCUCGCUUUUCACAAGAGACCAAUUCUUCCCCAAGCAAAACAGCCAUUCCAGACCAAGCAUCGCCCUCGGUCCUGGAUGAACAGCGAAGUGUCUCAUCUUCGAGUGCUGUAGCUAGCACGGUAAAUGCGGGUACACAGGCUUCACCGUAUAAUCCAUUGGUAUUGGGAUCCAGUAAUUCCCAAUUCAACCUCAAUUCCGGCUCAAGCGCGGAUGUCAGUUCAGGUUCGCCAAACGGAACGCCGAAGGCUAGCAGCCAUAGUAUGCUCUCACCCAACAAUCCAUCAAAUACAGAUCGUAUCGGUGGGCAGGGAGGCAAAGGGGUGGCGAGGCGGCGACGAAGUGCUUGGCUUUUUGCUCAGGUGGAGAAGGCCGGGACAGCGACAUUGGGAACUGGGCAGUGA